GAGAUGGCAACUUGCAGUUUACACGGGGAAGAUUCGCCUUACUUUGCUGGGUGGGAAGAGUAUCGAAAUAAUCCAUAUGAUGAAAAGCUCAAUCCUUCGGGCGUUAUCCAGAUGGGCCUUGCAGAGAAUACGCUCUCAUUUGAUCUGAUGGAAAAGUGGUUGAUAAAGCACCCAGAGGCAACAAUUACUUCCGAACAGAGUUUGGGUUUAUUCAAGGACUUGGCACUUUAUCAGGAUUAUCAUGGAUUAUCAGAUUACAGAGAGGCUAUGGCAAGUUUCAUGGAGGCAAUGAGAGGAAACAGAGUGAAAUUUGAUCCUGACAGGAUAGUAAAUGCUGCUGGAUCAACUGCAGCUAACGAGGUGCUAAUGUUUUGCCUUGCUGAUCCAGGAGAUGUCUUCUUAGUACCAUCUCCUUAUUACCCUGGAUUUGAUAGAGAUCUGAGGUGGCGCACAGGAUUAGAGAUUGAGCCAAUCCAUUGUUACAGCUCAAACAACUUUCAAAUCACCAAAUCUGCAGUGGAAUCAGCAUUCAAGAGAGCCCAAGAUCUAAAGAAGAAGGUGAAAGGAAUUCUCAUAACAAAUCCAUGCAACCCAUUGGGCACAAUCUCAAGCGCUGAUACAUUGAAGAUGCUGCUCGCUUUUGCAAAUAAGAAGAAAAUACAUCUUGUUUGCGAUGAGAUUUACUCAGGCUCAGUCUUCUCUUCUCCAGAGUUUCACAGCAUUGCAGAGAUUGUGGCCAAAGAAAAUUACACCCCAGAUAAUGUGCACAUUGUGUACAGUUUAUCAAAGGACAUGGGUCUUCCAGGCUUCAGAGCCAAAUUGAAUAUAUCUCCCGGAUCUUCAUUCAAGUGCAUGGAGCCUGGCUGGUUUCGAGUCUGCUUUGCAGAAAUGAAUAUAUCCACCAUGAAAGUUGCAUUGGAGAGACUUCAGAGAUUCUCCAAGCAAAAUAAAGCCAUGCAUUAA
Cryptomeria japonica (Japanese cedar) is the source of this 963-nucleotide messenger RNA. Its product is annotated as 1-aminocyclopropane-1-carboxylate synthase 8-like. The transcript has 5 exons. Gene Ontology annotation, biological process: biosynthetic process; amino acid metabolic process. The record is from RefSeq and is a predicted model, not a curated record. The coding region runs from base 4 to 963 and encodes 319 amino acids. Gene Ontology annotation, molecular function: transaminase activity; pyridoxal phosphate binding. Lineage: Eukaryota; Viridiplantae; Streptophyta; Pinopsida; Cupressales; Cupressaceae.